Messenger RNA from Eupeodes corollae, 2068 nucleotides. It is a transcript of the gene Srp68, whose product is annotated as signal recognition particle subunit SRP68. Gene Ontology annotation, biological process: SRP-dependent cotranslational protein targeting to membrane. Lineage: Eukaryota; Metazoa; Arthropoda; Insecta; Diptera; Syrphidae. Gene Ontology annotation, molecular function: endoplasmic reticulum signal sequence receptor activity; signal recognition particle binding; 7S RNA binding. Bases 91 to 1893 code for a protein of 600 amino acids. The record is from RefSeq and is a predicted model, not a curated record. The transcript is spliced from 4 exons. Gene Ontology annotation, cellular component: signal recognition particle, endoplasmic reticulum targeting.
GACGUUUUACUACUAGCCUUAAAUAUAUUUUUCUUCUGCCAACAAAACACGAAUCUUCUAUCGUCUGUUUUCUAGUUCCGUGAAAUAAAAAUGGUUGAAGACACAAACAUUCAAGAAAAUCCUGAAACUCCAGCUGAAAAUGAUUCAACAACCAUCAUCGAAGCACCUAAAGUGUUCACUUUGGAGAUCCUUCAUAUGAUCAAGGAUUCCCAACAACAACAUGGGUUGCGGCAUGGAGAUUUCCAGCGUUAUCGUGGUUAUUGCACCAGACGAAUUCGUCGUCUCAGGAAAGCAUUGAAAUUCCCCCAAGGAGACAAGCGACACUUCAAGCGACGUGAUGUGACGGUCGCCAAUUUGACUGGCAAGCACGCCGACGAGAAGUACAUCCAUAUUCCAUUGAUAUCGGCUGAGCGCGCUUGGGCCUACGCCAUGCAGCUACGUCAAGAAUCCAACACAGAGGUAAGGAAGAAGUUCCAUUUGGUGAACAAGCUACGUCGCGCUUGUUUCUACGCUCUCCAGCUACAGGAGCUUUGCAAUACUGAAUCAUUUGAUGCCCGGACCAAGCUGGAAUGUGAGGCUUACGUUGCCUGGAUGCAUGGUACUCUGCAUUUUGAGCUGUCCCUGUGGGCUACGGCUGGAGAAUACUUCAAGAAGGCUCAGGUCGUCUACGAGAAUCUUGCUCAGGCUCUGCCCGACGACGAACAGGCCCUGUACAAGGCAAAGGUCGACGAGUUGACGCCAUCGUUGCGUUACUGUGCGUACAACAUUGGUGACUCAUCCAACAUGGAUGAUUUGCUAGAGAUGCGUGCCAAGGGUCUUCUCGAAAAUCUGGACGUUCUUGUCAACCAAACCAAAAAUGAGAGCAGUGAAGGAUUGCAAACCAUUGAAUGGCGCAAUCGUAAGGUCACAGUUCGUCCAGAGAAGGUGCGUUUGUUCCUUCUGAGUGUCCAGGAGCUGGACAAGAGCCUCGAAAAGGCCAAAUCACCCGAGGCCAAGAUCGAACUCAUCGAGAACACUUUGAUGGACUGCAAAGACGCCAUCACCGCCGUCAAAGAAGAGAUCAAACAAGACCCCAAACUGCGCUCGGUCACAACUGGCCAAACAGUUACCGGAAUCCAAUACCUUUUGGCCUAUCUGUCGUACAUUCGCUUGAGCCGCACUCUGGAGCGUAAUAUGUGUCUGGUCGAACAAGCCAAGGCCAACUUCGAGGAUCCCAAUCAGGGAAAAGCCAAGACUGCCAUCGAGGGAAAACGUGUUCGCCCACAAGACCUCACCAGGUUAUUCGAAAUCAUCCUUCAGAACAUCACAGAAAUGCAACAAAUCUCUGGCAUGGAAGAUGACUCCAAGUACCAAAAGGAAAUCGAAGUUCUAGCUCUGGGAUUCAAGGCUUUCCGUUGCUAUUACAUCGCCCUGACUUUGGUCGACAUGAAGAAAUGGAAGGAGGCCGUCGCCCUCUACGAACGUUCGAUGAAAUACGCCAGCGAAGCCAUGAAAUCCAACCCACCCAAGCAAUACAACCUGAGUGCCGAUUUGCCAAAACUGAUUUCCACCAUCGAUGGAUGCAAAUUCUCUGCCCACGCCUACAGUGUCCUCGAGGACGACAACUCCGAGGAUUCGAUCUUCACAUCAAAAGCUCAGAAAUCAACAAAACCCCUCUACGAACGACUAUCCCAAUACAAGGAGGACCAAUCACUCAACACAAAGAAUCCAAAUGUGUACAAGUUGACCCCAGAAAUGCAACCGAUUCCAUGCAAACCGUUAUUCUUCGAUUUGGCAUUGAAUUAUGUAGAAAUGCCAUCAUUGGAAGAUAAAUUACAAUCGCCCGGCAAAAAGGGUGCCGCUUCAAUUUCUGGCUUUGUUAAGGGAUUCUUGGGUUGGGGUGGAAACAAGUAAAAUAACCGAAAAGAACAAGUCGAACAAAAAUAUUGGGAGCAACCUCAAGGCCGAGAGAAGUCGUUGGAAUUGGUAUUUUUUUCUCGUUUAAUUUGUAAUUUGUAUUUUAAUAUUUUUCAUUAAAAAAGUUUUGCAUGUUGCAAUAUUUAGGAAAGUCAAUGCUUUUUGAAAGAAA